Messenger RNA from Limanda limanda (common dab), 2383 nucleotides. Its product is annotated as glutaminase kidney isoform, mitochondrial-like. Gene Ontology annotation, biological process: L-glutamine catabolic process. The transcript has 18 exons. Gene Ontology annotation, molecular function: protein binding; glutaminase activity. NCBI's taxonomy places the organism in Eukaryota, Metazoa, Chordata, Actinopteri, Pleuronectiformes, Pleuronectidae. The coding region runs from base 67 to 1953 and encodes 628 amino acids. The record is from RefSeq and is a predicted model, not a curated record.
CGUUCUCUGCUCCUCCUCCGGGUCACGCUGCUCGCUGCUCCCGGUUCUUUUCCUCCACGUUCCGACAUGUUGCACCUCCGGUCCACGGCGGUGCUCAACGAGCUCCUCCAGAGGCUCGCCGGCGGGGGGAGAGCGGCCCCUGCUGCCGCCGCCUGCCUCGGCAGCACCGGGGCUCCGGGAGGGAGGUCGCCGGGCGGAGGGAGGUCGUUCCCCGGCGGAGGGAGCUCGUUCGCCGGGUGGAGAGCUCCGCAGCACCUCGCCAGGAAGCAGCACUCGGUCCGGGGCUUCUGCUCCAAGAGCGACGGCCACGACGAGGCCGCCAAAGAGUCGUCAACGGAGAAGAGAAGGAAAGCCGGCAUCCUGCCCAGUCUGGAGGACCUGCUGUUCUACACCAUCGCUGAGGGCCAAGAGAAAAUCCCUGCUCACAAAUUCACCACAGCUCUUAAAGCCACGGGGCUUCGCACAGGAGACCCCCGGCUGAAAGAAUGUAUGGAGAUGCUGAAGGUGACCUUGAGGCAAACGUCUGACGGAGCGCUCGACAGACACCUCUUCAAAAAAUGUGUCCAGAGCAACAUUGUUCUGCUCACCCAGGCCUUCAGGAAGAAGUUUGUCAUCCCAGACUUUCAGCCGUUCCGUGCGCACAUCGACGAGCUGUAUGAAAACGCCAAAAACAUGUCUGGAGGGCAGGUGGCGGACUACAUCCCCCAGCUGGCCCGCUUCAGUCCCGACCUGUGGGCCGCCGCCCUGUGCACCGUGGACGGACAGAGGCACACCGUGGGCGACACCAAGGUUCCCUUCUGUCUGCAGUCCUGCGUCAAGCCGCUGAAAUACGCCAUCGCCGUCCACGACCACGGCACCGAGUACGUUCACCGCUUCAUCGGCAAAGAGCCCAGCGGCCUGCGGUUCAACAAGCUCUUCCUGAAUGAGGAGGAUAAACCACACAACCCCAUGGUUAACGCCGGCGCCAUCGUCUGUACCUCCCUCAUUAAGCAAGGGGCCAGCAACGCGGAAAAGUUUGAUUAUGUCAUGGACUUCAUGAACAAACUGGCAGGAAACGAGUACGUGGGCUUCAGCAACGCCACUUUCCAGUCGGAGCGCGAGUCUGGAGACAGAAACUUUGCCAUUGGCUACUACCUGAAGGAGAAGAAGUGUUUUCCAGAGGGCACAGACAUGACGUCCAUCCUGGACUUCUACUUCCAGCUGUGUUCCAUCGAGGUGACCUGCGAGAGCGCCAGCGUCAUGGCAGCGACUCUGGCCAACGGCGGCUUCUGUCCAAUCACAGGCGAGCGUGUGCUGAGCCCCGAGGCCGUGAGGAACACCCUGAGUCUGAUGCAUUCCUGCGGCAUGUACGACUUCUCGGGACAGUUUGCUUUCCACGUCGGGCUGCCGGCUAAAUCUGGCGUUGCCGGUGGGAUUCUGCUGGUUGUACCAAACGUGAUGGGCGUCAUGGUAUGGUCUCCUCCUCUGGACAAGCUGGGCAACAGUGUCAGAGGAAUCAAGUUCUGCACGGACCUGGUUUCUCUCUGUAACUUUCACAACUACGACAAUCUGAGGCACUUCGCGAAGAAACUGGAUCCUCGCAGGGAGGGGGGAGACCAGAGGGUGAAGUCGGUGAUCAACCUGCUGUUUGCUGCUUACACCGGAGACGUCUCCGCUCUGAGGAGGUUUGCUUUGUCCUCUAUGGACAUGGAGCAGAGGGACUAUGACUCCAGAACCGCUCUGCAUGUCGCGGCUGCUGAAGGACACACUGAGGUUGUGCGUUUCCUGCUGGAGGCCUGUAAAGUCAACACGAUUCCCAAAGACAGGUGGGGCAACACGCCGAUGGACGAGGCCAUCCACUUCGGCCACCACGACGUGGUGACCAUCCUGAAAGACCACCACAACAAGUACAGCCCCCAGGACCCCACCACGGACAAGACCAACGCAGAGCAGAACCUGGACGGGAUGCUCUGAUGGAACAGAAGCGGGAAGGUCAUGAACUCUGAAAGAAAAACCUCCAGGUAGUCAGUUUGAUCUGAGGGGGAAAGAUGUCACUCUGCACUUGAGACAACAUGUACAUCCUGGUGAACAGCCACAGUAGAAAACAUAAUAACAACCCAGAUAACUAAGUGUACGGAUCAAACCUAGAAGACGGCGUAACCGCUCCUCAUCAUGUCGUUGGUAGAUGUCGUUUUUGUAUUAUAUUCAUGUAUGUAACACAAGCGGGGAAGUAUUUUUAUGGCGGUUUCUCCUUCUGUAUUUCGUUUUCAGCUCUGUAGCUUUGUAGGAAAAAACCGGCCACUAGUUGAAUGCUGGGUAAAUUUGGCUGUGGCUGGUCAGUGGAUGGACUCAGGUGUGAACAGACUGUGUGGUGCUCUGGUCACUUCAUCAUCACAACGUGGUG